This is a messenger RNA of Rhizophagus irregularis DAOM 181602=DAOM 197198, 3237 nucleotides long. Lineage: Eukaryota; Fungi; Glomeromycota; Glomeromycetes; Glomerales; Glomeraceae. The record is from RefSeq and is a predicted model, not a curated record.
GCUCCUCGAACUGAAAAACUUUGGAGAAAAUAUUGGGGAUUCCUUCUUGCAGCCCUUCUCUUAUUCCUUAUAUUGACUUUAUUAUUUAUUUUUGCUCGUUUGAGAUGUAAAAAAGGAGCAAAUAACUUUUUGCCAAUUUUCUUAUCUGCUUUGAUCCCAAUUGAUAUAGCUUUUGAUAUUGCAUUCAUGUCACUUCACGGAAGAGAUUUCAAAUGGGUUCUCCCAACAACUUCUAAAUUUCAUGUUAACAAGAAAUUUAAUUAAAAGAGAAAAUGCUAGAAAUCGUAAAGAAUUUAAUAAUUGGUGGAAAAAUCAUCGUGGAAUAGCAAAUACAUUUAAAACAGCAUCAUACCUUGAUACGGAUGCAUUACAAGUUGUAUCAUCAGGAGUUGGUGGUGUAGAAAGUUUGAGUGCACCAGUUUCAGAAGAAGGAAGAAAAUCAAUUCUAUUUGCAACAGGAGCUGUAGUAUUCUUUGAAGAUUUACCUCAAUUAAUUAUUUAUUCUGUAUAUAUAGGUUCUCAUGUUAAACCAGCUAUUGUACCAAUUCUCGUAUUAUCAUCAUGUUUAAUGGUUAUAGUAUUGAAAUCCAUUUCUAUAUUAUGUUCCUCAUGUUGUUAUGGUAAAGGACCAACAGGAUCUCAAGGUGAAAAACCUCUUGAUGCUAUUAGCACUAGCAGUAGUAGUAGUGAUGAUGAUUCAAGUGAUGAGAAAGAUGAUGGUUUUGCUCCUGAUGCUAAUAAAACAACUACUACACAUAAUUUACCAAGAACUCAAGAUGGACCUCAAGAUGGUGGACCUCAAGAUGGUGAACCUCAUGAUAGAGAUAAUCCAAAUACUUUUGGAAAUAUUCCCACUGGUAAAGAUAAACCUAAACCAGCUGAUUCUACAUCAGAAAAACCAACAAAACCAUCACCAACUGAUAAAGAUGAUAGUAAGAGUCCUAAGAAACCGGGACUUCCCGGAAUACUUAAUUUUGGUAAGAAACCAAAAGAUCCUACUGUUCUAUCUGAUGUUGGAAAACCCGAUAAAAAAACUAAAGAAACCGAAGUAACCGAAGAAAUCAAGGAACCAAUAGAAACAACAGAAGAAAAAGAAACUACAGGAACGAAGACUAAACCUAGAAACAAUAUUGAUAGUACAAUUAGAGAUAGUACAGUAGAAAAUUAUGAUAAUGCUCGAAAGUACCUUGAAGCAACAAAGAAAGAUGAUGAUGAUACACCAAAUACAUCAACAGGUGGUGGAGGUGGAUAUUCAUAUGGAGCAGGUAUUCCAGUAUAUUAUGGUCUUGGCCCCGCUCCAAAGAACAACAACAAAACUGAUAAAAUAAAUAUUGCUACCGGAGCAGCAAUUUCUGGAGUUACAGCUGCAGAUGGACCAACAGUAAGAUAUAGUAUUAUCUAUUUAGAUGAUGAUAAAGAAAAAGAUAAACCAGUUGAUACUAUUAAAACUACCACCACAAAAACAUCAACACCUGAUGGAGAUAAACAUAUUACUAAAACAGAUACUGGUAAAGAAUAUAUUACCAUUUAUAUUGAUGGAAAAUAUAUUACUAAAAUUGGUAAUGAAGAAUAUGUUACCAGAGCAACUAAUGAUGAAGAAUACAUUACUAAAAUUAAUGGUGAAGAAUAUAUCACAAUAGUUAGAACUGUAACGACUAAAACUACCACCGCACCUAAUACUACAACAACAAGUGAUGAUAAACAAUACAUUACCACCAAAUCUACUACUGGUAGUAAAGGCAAAAGUCAAGUUGAUUAUAUUGUUAUUACAUCAUCACCAAGUACUACCGUUGAGGAAAUAGAAAAUAUUACUGAAAUACAAACUACUAUUGAAACUAUGAUUGAGACAGAUGAGAAUGGAAUCAUAACAGAAACUGUAACAGAAAGAACGCCCGAUGGAAAUGGAAUAAAUGGAAUAACAACUGUUAAAGUGACCACCACCAAAAAAGAUCCAAGCGGUAAAGUAAUAGAUACCGAUACAAGGACAUAUACAGAAAAAACAAGUGAUGUUAAAACUGGUAGUUCAACAAGGCAAAUAGAAAUACAAACUACUAUUGAAACUAUGACUGAUACAGAUAAGAAUGGAAUUGUAACAGAAACUGUAACAGAAAGAACGCCCGAUGGAAAUGGAAUAAAUGGAAUAACAACAGUUAAAGUGAUCAUCACCAAAAAAGAUCCAAACGGUAAAGUAAUUGAUACCGAUACAAAGACAUAUACAGAAAAAACAAGAGAUGUUAAAACUGGUAGUUCAAAAACGCAAAAGGGAAAACAAGUAAAUACUGAAACUAGUACUGAGACGGAUGAGAAUGGAAUUGUAACAGUGACUGUAACAGAAACAGAGACCGAUGAAAAUGGCAAUACAAUUACUAAAGUGACCACCACCAAAAAAGAUUCAAGUGGUAAAGUGUUAGAAACCAAUACUGAAACAAUGUAUGGUGUUACCGAAUUUGUUACUGAACCGGAAGAAACAUAUAUCACAGGUGAUGAAACAACAACAAGAACAGUUUCUUACAAUAAUGAUCCAAGGAGGAAACAAACAAGAACUUUCACCAAAAAUGAAACAGAUGAGCAUGGAAUUAUGACUGUAACUACAACGACAGAAGUAAUCGAAGAUGAUGGAUCAACAACUACUACAGUUGUAACCACCAAAAAAGAUCAAAAGGGUAAUGAAUUAGAAUCCAAUACUCAAACGUCAAGAUCAAAUCCGGGAGAAACAAUUGUCACAACUAGCGGUGAUGCUAAAACUAGUAGUUCAAAAACGCCAAAGAGAAAACAAACAAGAACUAACACUAUGAGCCAGACGGAUGUGAAUGGAAUUGUAACAGAAACUACAACAGAAAUAGAAACCGAUGAAAAUGGAAAAACAAUUACUAAAGUGACAACUACCAAGAAAGACACAAAAGGAAAUGUAAUAGAAAGCAAUACUGAAACGAAAGAAAGUUUUACUGAACCGGAAGUAACCAAAACUUCAUCGAAAGUUAGUUCUAUAAUUGGACCUUCCAUUUAUCAACAAGGAUUAGAGAAAUUGAAAAAGGAAAAAAAAUAAAUCUACCAUCAUAUCUAAAUUUUAAUAAUGAUAAUCUAAGUUCCAAUUAAAAUGCUUAAGGAAAAAAAAAUAUAUAUAAUAUUAUAAUAUUGUUAUUUAAAACUGUCUUUUCUUUUUUAUAUUUUUAAUUUAUUAUUUAUUUUUUUUUACUUUUUCUAUUUACACAAAUUUUUUUAAUAAUGUAUCUUUAA